Molecule: messenger RNA, 2657 nt
Organism: Bombina bombina (fire-bellied toad)
Lineage: Eukaryota; Metazoa; Chordata; Amphibia; Anura; Bombinatoridae
Gene: OIT3
Product: oncoprotein induced transcript 3
Exons: 9
Coding region: 905-2401 (498 amino acids)
Molecular function (GO): calcium ion binding
Source: RefSeq, a predicted model, not a curated record
GGAAGAAAAGUUUUUAAUAAACUUUCUAUAGUAAUUGGCAAACCCCAAAAAACGUUGAAUAGACCGAAGACCAACUGGGCGAGGCCACUGCAGAACUGCAUAUAACUUGUCAGGAUCCAUGGAGAACCCUGAAACGGAGAUAACAUAAACUAGGAAAGUUACUUGAGGCUGAUGGAACUCACAUUUGUCAAGUUUACAAAACAGGCCAUUCUAACGUAGUCUCAGAACGAUGAGUCUCAAGUGUGGGUGAGUGUAUGAGGAUGUCGUCUAAGUACACCACAACACACUGUUGCAACAUAUCUCGUAGGACAUCAUUAAUAAAUUCCUGGAAAACAGCAGGAGCAUUACAUAGGCCAAAGGGCAUUACAAGAUACUCAUAAUGCCCGCUCCUGGUGUUAAACAAUGUUUUCCAUUCGUGGCCCUCCUUGAUCCUAACGAGAUUGUACGCUCCUCUCAAAUCAAGUUUAGUAAAGACCGUAGCUCCCUUGAGGCGGUCAAAGAGUUCCGUAAUGAUCAGAAUAGGGUAAUCAUUCUUAAUGGUAAGACGAUUAAGACCCCUAUAAUCGAUGCAUGGUCUUAACUCGCCACCCUUUUUCUUCACAAAGAAGAAGCCAGCCCCUGCAAGAGAGCAGGAUUUGCCGGAUGAUCCCCUGCGACAGAGCAUCGGCAACAUACUCUUCCAUAGCACAAUUCUCUGCAACAGACAGAGGGUACACCCGGCCCCGAGGAGGAAUGGUUCCGGGUUGCAGGUCUAUGGCACAAUCGUAAGACCAGUAAGGAGGCAACGUACCGGCACGCACCUUGUCAAAAACAUCUAGCUCUUGACCCAUGUUCUGCCUACAUAAGUCUGAACGAGCCCUGGAGGAACACAGACCACUUGUUCAAUGAGUCUGAAGACAAACCGAUGUGUGACAGCCAUCUGGAGGGAGAAUGGUACCGUUUCACUGGAAUGGCUGGUGAUGCCAUGCCAACCUUCUGUAUCCCAGAGAACCAUUGCGGUACUCAUGCCCCUAUCUGGCUGAAUGGGAGCCAUCCGCAUGAAUCCGAUGGCAUUGUUCAACGACAGGCAUGUGCCAGCUUCAGCAACGACUGUUGUAUGUGGAACACCACCGUGGAUAUCAAGGCCUGUCCUGGAGGUUAUUAUGUCUACCGACUGACCAAGCCAAGUGUCUGCUUUCAUGUCUAUUGUGGGCAUUUCUACGAUAUCUGUGAUGUUAUAGAGUGCCGAGGAACGUGUAUGGACACUGGAGAAUGUAUGUGCGGAUCUGGGACAGUUCUAGGUCCUGAUGGUCAGACCUGUCUGGAUGAGAACGAAUGUGAACAUGAUAACGGCGGCUGUAGCGAGAUCUGCAUAAAUCUGAAGAAUUCGCAUCGCUGUGAGUGUGAAAAAGGACGUGUCCUGGGGGCGGACGGCAAAACCUGUGAAGAAAUUCAGGGUUGCCACAUCAACAAUGGUGGCUGCAGCCACACAUGUUCCACUGUUGGGGACAGAUACCAGUGUCAGUGUCCGCGAGGCCUCAUCCUGGCUGAAGAUAACCGCACCUGCCAGGUCCCUGUGCUGUGCAAACCCAACUCUGUAGAGGUUGCUGUGCCCAAGGACUUGGUGGGCGGCCUGGAACUGUAUCUGACAAAUUCAUCAUGCAAAGGUGUAUCCAACGGCACCCAUGUGAAUGUCAACUUCAGCCUGAAAACCUGUGGCACUGUCAUCAAUGUGGUAAGUGAUAAGAUUAUUGCAACCAACCUGGUUACUGGAAUGCCCAAGCAAACACCUAGCAGCAAUGGGGACAUCAUUAUCCGAACCAGCAAACUACUGAUACCAGUCACCUGUGAGUUCCCCAGACUAUAUACCAUAUCAGAGGGUUACGUCCCUAACCUGAAAAACUCUCCACUCGAAAUAAUGGGCCGUAAUCGAGGAUCCUUCCCAUUCACACUGGAAAUCUUCAAGGAUAAGGACUUUGAUGAGCCAUACAGAGAUACCCUUCCUGUGCUCAAGCUCAGAGAUUCCCUCUACUUUGGCAUUGAGCCCCAGAUGCGAGUAAAUAACCUGGAGACCCUCGUGGAGAGCUGCUUUGCCACCCCAACUUCCAAAAAUGAUGAAAUCCUGAAAUAUUUUUUAAUUCAAGAUGGUUGUGUCUCCGAUGACACCGUGAAACAAUACACAUCAAAAGACCAUCUGGCCAAACACUUCCAAGUACCAGUGUUCAAGUUUGUGGGGAAAGAUAACAAGGAAGUUUUCUUGCACUGCCAAGUGCUAGUGUGUGGAGCAACAGAUGAGCGAUCGAGGUGUGCACAAGGAUGCCGUCGGCGCAUGCGCAGAGAUGCUGAGAUGGAAGACAACACCAGCCAUGUGGCAAAUCAUAUUCUCACUGGAGGUCCCAUUAGAAUUGAUUUUGAAGAAUAAAUCCAAGAAUAUGGGGUGUUAGUAAAGGCUUCGAGUUCUGGGACGAGUAACAGCGAAUAUCCAUUUUGUUCAUUUUCACAUAUAUGAAUGCGCACAUUGUAAAUAUUUACAGAGGCUUGUUUUGUGCAUCAGAACAAUGGUGUAAAUGUUCAGGAAAGAAUACUUUAAAGGCAUUUUUAUACAUGCACAGUAUAUAUCCGCUGCUAAGCUCUGCAUUGCAAAAUCUGCAUGCAAAAUAAAAGUUUUGAAAACAAAA